AUGAGAAGCAAAUGUGUACACGACAAGGCGAAGCCACCAUGCAAUGCAUGUGCCGAGGCCGGUCUUGGUGCAGAUGCUUGCAUCUUCCCCGUCCGCGGCCAACCCGAUAAUGACCGCGAAUAUCGCCACCCACGCAUGAGGGCCGACAAGGCCCACAAACGGGACUCUGCGAAGAUGCGCCGUGAUAUACUCGACGCACCCGUCAUACCUGCACCUCCCGUCCCGCCCAAAAACGUCAAGGGCGUUGACCAAUGGGACUAUCUACCACCGCUCGCGGACACAAUCGAAGCCGUGAACCAGUUCACUCGGAACUACUUCCAACUCGGCUUCAUCCCCAAGCAGGCCUUUGUCGAUCGUCUGAGAACCGACCAUCGCUCACUCAGCGUCUUCCUGCUGCUCGGCAUCCUGAGCAUAUCAGCCCGGUUCACACCAGCACUGGUCGAGCGUCAUGGCGACGGUAUGAAGGCUGCCGAGACGUUCAUGGAUCGCGCCUCGGCUGUGGCUUUGUCCGAGCUUUACCAGACUCCAAGCCUGGAGAGAUGCCAGGCCUUCUACCUGCUCAGCAUUGCCCAGCAGGGCAGCGGAUACAAUCAGAGAAGCUAUAUGAACAUGGGUAUCGCCAUGCGGAUGGCCGCUCUGUUGCGUCUUCACCGGGAGGAGACGUACACCCUCAAGAACCCUUCUAAGGAGAUGGUCAUCGCCUCGGAGUCCGCUCGCCGGACGCUGUGGAUGCUGCACAGCCAGGACAACCUUCACUCCGGCCCCGAGUCCCCUAUCUCCCUCGCCGCCAGCGACAUCACUGCCCUGCUUCCCUGCAGCGAGGAAGACUUCGCCAGAGGCCAGGAGCCCGCAUCACGGGCAGCUCUUGAGGACACGCCUCCUGCGAUCGAGAACCCACAACUGAUCUCCGACCCCAGGCGGUCUCUUUUUGCAACGCUGAUCCAGACGCAUUACUUUUGGGGUAGGGUGUCUCGUCGAGCCGUAAAGUAUGACCGGAGUUCACGGCCCUGGGAGGACACGAGCCAGUAUCAUGAGCUUGUCCAGAGGCUGCACGACUGGGAGUCCAGCCUGCCGCACGACCACGUGUGGAGCCCACUGCUGUUGAAGGGGUACAAGGCGAGCGGCCAGGACCUUGCCUACCUCAGCAUCACCAACUCCACGCGACUCUGCAACAUCGUGCUGCGCAAGGCUUAUCUGAGUGAGAUGAUUAACUCUGAGCAGGCAGAGCCCGAACUGCAGACCUUCUGGUCAAACAUGUCAAUGGAGCUUUUCACGAACGUCAAGCUCCUACACGAACAGAUCGAGACGCAGUUCAUGGAGAGAGCCCAUGAUGACACAAUGGGUGCCCAGAUGGCUUUAUUCUGUGUCUUUAGUUGCGGUCAUAUGGCCACCUAUCUCUGCAAAUAUCCUAAUAUUUGCCCAGACCUCUCACUCAGAGCUGACGGGCCGAUCAUGCUCCAGCGGGCUAUGAGCAUCCUCAGCGAGGCAGGCCAGGUCUGGCCGCUGGCAGGGCGAUGGCUCGAGAUACUGGAGAAGUUUGCGCGUGAUAAUAAGGGCCUUGUCGCAGGUAUUGAAGGGAGCAUGGCAGAUGGCCGCGACCCCGUUCCCGAGGCUUUGCAGACUGCCCUUUCUUCCCCUACUACUAAGCAUGGACAGGUGGCAAGCCAGGCUGGCAAGGCCGACGAGAACCAGCACCGCAACGGCGAACAAUCGGCACAGACUAUUCUGCCAGCUCCGUCCACACUGCCGACGCCUAUGAUGUACAUUGACCCGAACAUGCGGGCGCAAAACCAGCUGCAACAGGCACAGAUGCAGGCACAACAAGCACAAGCCAUGGGUGGUGUGCACCACCACCACCAGCAGCAGCAGCAGCUUGCGGCACGCCAGACGACUGACGGCCUCGGCCUGCUUCUGGAGGCCUUUGACACGCACCAGGGAGCAGCUGCGGCGGCACAGGCAGAACAAGCUUACGAUCCGAAUGUCGUGGUGAGCCAGACUGGUUACUACGGUCAACCAGGCGCUGCUGCCAUGCCGGGCAAUGACGGGUACGAGCAUGAACUGCAGUUUUACAUUGACGGACCAACAAAUGUCCACGGGUGGGCGGCAGGCGGACCAGGUGUAUACGGGUACUGAUUCAAGUUUCUCUCUGUCGGACUGAUUUUGGUGGGCGCUGUUCUGUCUUGCGGGCUCUACUGAUAUACAUUUAUGCGCUCUCCACCCUGGCUGGCAUUUGACUUUUUGGGCGGAUCGGUAGCUGGGUGAUGGCGGAACGAAAUAGGGCAAUCGGCGUUAGGUUCUAUUGCGGCACACAAUCAGAGAAAGAUAACGUAGUGAUCGAGAGAAUAAUGAAAGCUUGUCAACUUCCUU
Messenger RNA from Cryphonectria parasitica EP155, 2367 nucleotides. RefSeq lists its product as uncharacterized. Gene Ontology annotation, biological process: DNA-templated transcription. Lineage: Eukaryota; Fungi; Ascomycota; Sordariomycetes; Diaporthales; Cryphonectriaceae. The coding region runs from base 1 to 2133 and encodes 710 amino acids. Gene Ontology annotation, molecular function: DNA binding; zinc ion binding. Gene Ontology annotation, cellular component: nucleus. The transcript has 5 exons. The record is from RefSeq and is a predicted model, not a curated record.